Messenger RNA from Fonsecaea multimorphosa CBS 102226, 1425 nucleotides. RefSeq lists its product as uncharacterized. NCBI's taxonomy places the organism in Eukaryota, Fungi, Ascomycota, Eurotiomycetes, Chaetothyriales, Herpotrichiellaceae. Bases 1 to 1425 code for a protein of 474 amino acids. The record is from RefSeq and is a predicted model, not a curated record. Gene Ontology annotation, molecular function: protein binding. The transcript has a single exon.
AUGUCCCACCCUCAACCGGUCCCUCGGCCGCCCGAGAACUCAGAACCGGAGGACGACGACUUGCUGGACGCAGAUGAAGCAGCCGAAGAAAUAGUAGACGACGACCAUGACCACCCAAUGGAUGACGAAGAUGACGAGGACAUAGAAGGCGACGAACAAGAAAUUCAACUGCAAAACGACUCUGCCGCGCAUUUCGACCACCACACAGACAGCAUAUUCUGUAUAGCGCAACACCCCACCAAUCCAGCUAUCGUGAUCACAGGCGGCGGCGACGACGUCGCAUACCUUUUUGACGCAUCGAUACCUACCACAACUCAAAACACCAACGCGCCUCAGGGCGAGAGAAAAAGCGUUCAACCCCUCCAAAAGCUGGACGGGCAUACCGACUCGGUCAAUGCAGUAGCCUUCACAUACCCCCGUGGUGAAUACGUGUUAACAGCGGGACUUGACGGGAAACUACGCGCAUGGAGGUCAUCAGAAGCCUCGGGCUCAAGAGAAUGGACAUUCGUGGCCGAGACUGCUGAAGUGGAAGAGAUUAACUGGCUAGCGCCAUCUCCGAACAAAGACCAGGAGAACGUAGUAGCCCUCGGCGCCAAUGAUGGAUCGGUUUGGGUCUAUCAGAUCAACGCCGACGAUAAAGCCAGUCCCCUCACAAUUGUGCAGGCGUUCUACCUCCACACUGCAUCAUGCACCGCCGGAGCGUGGACGCCAGACGGUUCGCUCCUCGCGACAGUCUCGGAAGAUGGCAGCCUCUAUGUUUGUGACGUCUUCUCUGCAGGUCAAGCCGUCAUCUCGUUUACCGCCGCAGACCAACGCUUUGAAGUUGAAGGCGGUCUUUACAGCGUCGCAUGCACUCCGUCGAUGGUUGCCGUGGGUGGUGCGGGUGGGAACAUCAAAGUUGUGGGCCUGCCACAAGCGGCGGAUCAGGCAAAGAAGAGCGGCGGCACCAAGGGCGGCGGGAGACAACAGCAGGCCUCUUCGGCAGGGCAGAUCCUGGCCUCCCUACAAGCCCAAUCUGACGGCGUCGAGACACUUUCUUUCUCUUCUCCACCCCUCAACAUUCUUGCCGCAGGAAGCGUCGAUGGCUCAAUUGCCCUGUUCGACACAGCCCAUCGCUUCGCAGUGCGGAGACAUAUCAAAGAAGCACAUGAAGAAUACGCGGUGGUCAAAGUCGAAUUCGUCAGGAAUCCACAAAAGGGCGGCUGGCUCUUGACCUCUGCGGGCAUGGACGGAGUGGUCAGGAGAUGGGAUGUGAGGGGAGGGACAACGGCUGCAGGGCAAGGGUUCGUUCAGGAGUGGAAGGGACAUAGAGGGGAGGGAGAAGGAGGUGGUGUAUUGGGGUUUGUACAAGGUGGGGGUGGAAACAGAAUUGUUACCGCCGGCGACGACGGCGUUGCGUUGGUGUUUAAAGCGGACAUUGCCUGA